Vitrella brassicaformis is the source of this 1892-nucleotide messenger RNA. The record is from the annotation of a GenBank genome assembly. Lineage: Eukaryota; Vitrellaceae.
CUCUCCCUUGUCACAUGGUGAAUAUGUGCGACAGUGCCGCCAAAGGAGAUGAUGACGGCCCAUGCGGCAGCAACGGAUGCCAGGCAAUAUCCAGAUCCGACAAUCAGCGCGACCAUUCCUCGUCUGCCUCCCCCCUCUGUUACAGAUGCAAGGAGCGGCGAGCGGUAGUCAGGACGAGAGAUAAGGCGUGCAGCGAUUGCUUCUCACACGAGCUGGAGCGGUCCUUCCGCAGCGCUCUGCGCAUCGAUUGCGGCGUCAGCAAGGGCACCGAGGUGAUUGUCGGCCUGUCAGGGGGGAUGGGCUCGACCACCCUGCUGCAUCUGAUGCUCAAGGCGAGCACGGCAUCGGCCGCAGGGCGGCGGACCUCUUUCUCUAUUCACUCUGUCGUCUAUGUCAACCAGCGUGUGCUGCUGCCCUCUCGGUGUGCCGCACUGGGGGUGUCGGCGAGGGAGGCGGAGAGCGAGCUGAGGGCGUUCGUGGAAGGGAAAGGGCUGACGUUCGCUGCGGUUGAUGCGGGAAGCUCCGUGGGUUUUGAUGGUGGUGGUGGCGGUGGCGAGCAGCAGCCGUCCCUGGCCGAGCUGAUGGACGAUCUCUCGCAGCAAGACGUCAGCGCAGCAGAGGAGAUGAUGGAGAUCAUUCGGUGAGGAGAAUGAAGGGAACGAAUCAUGUGGCUGAGCUGACAAUGGUGGUGGUGGUGGCGGUGGAUGAUGGAUGCAUUGUGUGUGGCUGGGUGUGGCGUCUGUAAUGUAUCUAUCGUGUCUGUCUGUCAGGCACCGUGAUAUGUGUUGGUACGGCAGCCGCUGUGGUGUGUCCAAGGUCGUCUUGGGCACGUGUGCGGACCAGAUGGCCAAGCGGACUCUCACACUCACCUGCAGGGGAGGGGGAGCCUCGCUGCCGCUCGUCGCUGGAGCCACAGACAAUAGGUCAGGCAGUCAGACAGCGAUAGAUACCACACACACCACGUACAGCACUCACUAAUUUAUGGCGCUUGUCAUACUGGGUCAGGUUCGCCCCGUGUGGUCCGUCAUUUGUCCGUCCGCUGAAGGGUCUGUCUGCCAAGGAGGUGUGCAUCUACCACCACCUCUGCCACAUGCCCACCUUCUCCAAGAACCCCUUCUUCUUCGACCCGCCCGAGAGUGCCGCCCAGCCUCCAGGAGGGCUCAACAACCUUUGCGGGUCGUUCCUGCAGUCGCUGCAGGCGUCCUUUCCCUCGACAGUGCCGAUUGUCAAUAAGACGGCGCAGAAGCUAAGACUCGUGAGGCAUGACGGUGACGACGACUACGAGCCUGAUGAACAUGUGGCGGCCCAGCAAGGACAGCCGCUGGGUAGGGUAGGCACUGGAGUGAUGGGGCUAUGUUGUGGUCGGGCAUCUGAUAUAUCAGUCACUUGUCGUGUGUCUGUGUCUGUCUGUCUACUGUGUGUGCGGUGCAGGCCGGUGUUUGCUGUGCUUCGGUGUGCGCGAGAGCGACCGUGCGAAAGACCGGAUAUGCAGAUGGAGCCACAAGCAGCAGCAGGUACGCCAAAUCACACCACACCAACAGGCAGGAUGAUAAAUGACUGACGUGGUGUGAAUGAAGUGAAUGUGAUGUGCAGGUCUUGUCGCUGUUGGACGGUGGUCUGCGCGACUGUCUGUGUCACUCAUGUCUGCGGCUGGUGUCCACCUGUACAGCAGCUGCCAAGCUGGCCUCUCUGAUCACACGCAGACAGCCACUCGCCAGCACUACAGAGGCAGCAAGCAGAGGAUGAUGCUUCGAGUUGAUUGACGACUGAGUGACUGAGUGAAUGGGUGUGUUGAUCGAUGCUCAGCUGACUGCUGUGUGGAUAAAAAUGUGUGUGUGUGUGUGUGUGUGUGGGUGGAGUCAUCAAUGGCCUGCCUGAAAGCUAGCUACAGG